UGGUCUGUUCUUGCUGCAGUAUGUUGUAAGUUAGUAUUUGAAGGCCAAGAGAGACAAAAUGCUCUCCAGUGCUUUCUCCUGUACAUAAGCAGCAGAUAAAAUCCACUUCCUAUGCUUAUUUACAUUGCCUUGUACUACUACGUAAAACCUUGAAAUGUCAUUUUGUCCUGCUGCGUGAACAAAGAUACACUGAUGUCAUGAUGGGGAAAUGGGAUGCCUCUAACAUAUCUGGUGGCUCUUCAUAGGUCAGUUGUGACGACAACUCACUUCAAUUAGCUAUGGAAAGUUCAGCAUAAAGGCUUAUCUUGCUGGACUUGCAAGGUGGAAAAUGCUCCUGUUGCUGUGCUACCAUGGCAUUAUGGUGCUUUGCCACUAACAUUCUGGCAUUCUAAGGCAUAAUGUUCAAAUGUAGGCAAAAAACAAAGAAAGCGAAUGUCGCCACUUCUGGUUUCUUGACAUAACCCCCAGCUGCCAGCAUAAGGAACAACUGCAACCGACAGAGAUGCAAGCACAUGAAUUGUUUAGACAUCUGCGAAUGCCAGAACUUGAUGAUUUCAGACAGUAUAUACGCACACUUCCAACCAACACUUUGAUGGGGUUUGGUGCAUUUGCAGCUCUUACAACAUACUGGUAUGCAACAAGACCCAAAGCCCUGAAACCACCAUGCGACCUAUCCAUGCAGUCUGUGGAAGUAGAGGGUGGUGAGCAUGCUCGAAGAUCAUGCCUGCUUAAUAGUGAUGAGCUAUUGACAUAUUACUAUGAUGAUGUGAGAACAGCCUAUGAAAUUUUCCAAAGAGGUUUGGCGGUGUCAAAUAAUGGUCCCUGUUUGGGUGUUAGAAAACCAGAUCAGCCAUAUGAAUGGAUCUCUUAUAAAGAGGUCUCAGAGAGAGCAGAGUAUGUGGGUUCAGCACUACUUCACAGAGGCUACAAGCCAGCUCCAGACCAGUACAUAGGAAUCUUUGCACAAAACAGACCAGAGUGGGUUCUUAUUGAACAGGGAUGUUACACCUACUCCAUGGUGGUGGUGCCACUUUAUGAUACGCUGGGAGCUGACGCAAUCAGUUAUAUUGUGAACAAAGCUGAUGUAGGACUGGUUUUCUGUGACAAAUCGGACAAGGCCAAGCUGCUGCUGGAUAAUGUGGAAAGGGGAGAAACUCCAGUCCUCAACACCAUUGUUAUCAUGGAAUCCUUUGAUAGUGAUCUCUUAGAACGUGGGAAGAAGUGUGGGGUUGAAAUUCUCAGCCUGAGAGAAUUGGAGGAGGUGGGGAGAGCUCACAGACACAAACCUGUGCCUCCAAAUCCAGAAGAUCUAGCAGUCAUCUGUUUCACCAGUGGAACUACAGGAAACCCCAAAGGAGCUAUGAUUACUCAUCAAAAUAUAGUGAGCAAUGCUUCAGCUUUUGUGAAAGCUACAGAGAAAGCAAUCAUUCCUGGUACAGAAGAUGUUCUGAUCUCAUUCUUGCCCCUGGCCCAUAUGUUUGAAAGAAUUGUGGAGUGUGUGAUUCUCUGCCAUGGAGCUCGGAUAGGAUUCUUCCAGGGGGACAUCAGACUACUUAUGGAUGACUUAAAAACACUGCAGCCAACUGUAUUUCCUGUAGUACCAAGACUGUUGAACCGGAUGUUUGACAAAAUUUUUGGACAAGCCAAUACUUCACUGAAAAGGUGGAUCCUGGACUUUGCUUCCAAGAGGAAAGAAGCAGAACUUAGAAGUGGCAUAAUUAGAAAGAACAGUCUGUGGGAUAAACUGAUCUUCCACAAAAUACAGGCAAGUCUGGGAGGAAAAGUAAGACUAAUGAUCACUGGAGCAGCUCCUGUGUCUGCAAAUGUACUAACUUUCCUAAGAGCAGCUCUUGGUUGUCAGUUCUAUGAAGGCUAUGGACAAACUGAAUGCACAGCUGGAUGCUCUCUGACAAUACCUGGUGACUGGACAGCUGGUCAUGUUGGCGCGCCAAUGCCUUGCAGUCUCUUAAAACUUGUUGAUGUAGAAGAAAUGAAUUACUUUGCUGUCAAAGGAGAGGGUGAGGUAUGUGUGAAAGGGCCAAAUGUAUUUCAAGGCUACUUGAAGGAUCCAGAAAAAACAGCAGAAGCUCUAGACAAAGAUGGUUGGCUCCACACAGGAGAUAUUGGAAAAUGGCUACCAAAUGGUACUUUAAAGAUCAUUGACCGGAAAAAGCAUAUAUUCAAACUUGCGCAGGGAGAGUACAUAGCACCAGAGAAAAUAGAAAAUGUGUAUAUGAGAAGUGAACCUGUUGCUCAGGUGUUUGUCUAUGGAGAAAGCUUGCAGGCCUUCUUAAUAGCUAUUGUCGUACCAGAUGCAGACACUUUGUCUAGCUGGGCCAAGAAAAAGGGAUUUGAAGGUUCAUAUGAAGAACUAUGCAAAAACAAGGACCUCAAAAAAUAUAUUCUAGAAGAUAUGUUGAAGGUUGGGAAAGAAUCUGGCUUGAAGUCAUUUGAGCAGGUCAAAGGCAUUGCCCUGAGCAUGGAGAUGUUUUCUAUUGAAAAUGGCUUGUUGACACCAACACUGAAGGCAAAGAGACGAGAACUACAAAAAUUCUUCAAGUCCCAGAUAGAUGAACUCUAUACUAAUAUCAGGAUGUAACUGAGGGGAAAAAUGGGUUGAAGAGAAUGGCAAACAUCCAGACUACUGUUGGCCUUCAUAUUUGUAUUGACUACAGCAAACAUAGGGAAGGAAACUGUGCAAUCAUUAACUUGUACAAAAAUGGGUACCUGCCAUAGGAAUAUUGAAGAAAAUGGAACAUUGCCUUACUGUCCAGUUAUGUUGCAGACCAUUUUUAUGGUGACCUACAAUUUCCAAAAUUAGCCUUAAACUGUAAAUGUAACUAUGUGAUCAAGUUAUUUAAACUUCCUCAGCCAAAAAUGUGACCUUUUGUUAACCAUCCCGGGAGUUAACAUGUUGCCAGCAUGUUCCUGUCUGCAGGAUACUCUGCAACUGUCCACUCCAAAGAAUUUAGCAUAUUGGAGAGGUCUCCGUAUUGUAGUGCAGGGGAAAUAGUUAAUCAUCAAAUAAAAAGCUACAGCUGGUAACACUGCUUCUUGCAUUAGCCCUAAAAUCGGGUAAGACAGUGCCCCACUGAAGAGAACUCCCUUCAGCAUGCCCCAUUGAAGAGAACUCAGAAGCUUACUCCUGUGUAAGCUAGAAGUUGAAUACCAAUCAAAGGAAUAUACCCCUGUGCAGGAGGUGAAUGAUGCAAUAUUGUCUCUCUAAAUUAGUCUGUUUAAUUCUUCUGCAUUAGGAAGGUGGAUGCAACUAUUUCAUCAAUGUAGCAAAAACUAUUUAACACAAGCUUCAGACAUAGUUGUGUAAAUGGAUCCAAACUCUGGAACAAGACUGGAUUUUAGAGAAUGAAACCAUUCAAGAGGUUGACUGUGCUAAUUGCCAGGUAAACUUACACCUUGCACUAGCCAUGUGACUCCUGCAAUGGGCCCAUACUGUACUUAAUCUGCUUUGUUUCAUUAACAUGCCAGGUGCUCUAAACACAGAAUAGCUUCUGUCGCUCCCUCAGCUGUCUGAUUUAAUGUAUGAGCAAUUGAGUACCUUGAUUGAAAUGGGUGGGAGCAGAAAG
Molecule: messenger RNA, 3584 nt
Organism: Malaclemys terrapin pileata
Lineage: Eukaryota; Metazoa; Chordata; Testudines; Emydidae
Gene: ACSL1
Product: acyl-CoA synthetase long chain family member 1
Exons: 21
Coding region: 503-2599 (698 amino acids)
Biological process (GO): very long-chain fatty acid metabolic process; long-chain fatty-acyl-CoA biosynthetic process; long-chain fatty acid metabolic process
Cellular component (GO): endoplasmic reticulum; membrane
Molecular function (GO): arachidonate-CoA ligase activity
Source: RefSeq, a predicted model, not a curated record